Didymodactylos carnosus is the source of this 678-nucleotide messenger RNA. Lineage: Eukaryota; Metazoa; Rotifera; Eurotatoria; Philodinida; Philodinidae. The record is from the annotation of a GenBank genome assembly.
AUGUCAAUUGAAGGGAUCCUUGAUCCGAAUGAUCCAGAAUUAAAAGAGUCAAUGAAAUUUUUGACAAUGACAACUGAGGAACGGAUAAAACUUCAAGCACAACCGUUCGAUGGUAAAAAAGCAUGUUGGGUACCAGAUCCAAAAGAAUCGUUUAUUGCCGCUGAAAUAGUUGAAACGCAAGGCGAAGAAGUUACCGUUAAAACAAGCAAAGGAGAUAGUCUAACAUUAAAAAAAGAUGAUGUUCAACAAAUGAAUCCACCAAAAUUUGAAAUGUGUGAUGAUAUGGCCAAUUUAACAUAUUUAAAUGACGCGAGUGUACUUCAUAAUUUACGUGAACGUUAUAAAAAUUGGUUAAUUUAUACCUAUUCGGGAUUAUUUUGUGUUGCCAUCAAUCCAUAUAAACGUUUACCAAUUUAUACGAUGAAAGUUGUAAUGAUGUAUCGUGGAAAAAAGCGUACCGAAGUUCCACCACAUUUGUUUGCCAUUGCUGAUAAUGCUUAUUCAAACAUGUUAAGAGAUAGAGAAAAUCAAUCUAUGUUAAUUACUGGAGAAAGUGGCGCAGGAAAAACGGAAAAUACGAAAAAGGUCAUCCAAUAUUUUGCUUAUGUAGCUGCAGCCAGUGUCAAAAAAGGAGAGGGCAAGAAACAGAUACAUAUAAGUAACCAUGUUUAUGUAUAG